Messenger RNA from Pistacia vera, 1210 nucleotides. RefSeq names its product cystinosin homolog. The transcript has 8 exons. The record is from RefSeq and is a predicted model, not a curated record. Gene Ontology annotation, biological process: L-cystine transport. NCBI's taxonomy places the organism in Eukaryota, Viridiplantae, Streptophyta, Magnoliopsida, Sapindales, Anacardiaceae. Bases 200 to 1027 code for a protein of 275 amino acids. Gene Ontology annotation, cellular component: vacuolar membrane. Gene Ontology annotation, molecular function: L-cystine transmembrane transporter activity.
CAUAUAUCAGCAUCGUGGACCGCAACAGACAAAGUAAAAAUCGAAUCAUAUGAAAAGGACGUCUGCAAGACUACAACGCUACCUACCGAAUUAACGACCGGAUGUACUAUAAGAGUCUGCGGCGAAUCGGGGCCGUCUAUUUCUCUUUCUCUCCGGUUAAGUAUGAAGAGCGAAGAAUAGGAUAGCAAGGGACAUAGAAAUGGCUUCGUGGAAUUCGAUUCCGCUGGAAAUCACUUACGAAAUUUUUGGUUGGGUUUCGUUCCUAUCAUGGUCUGCCUGUUUCUACCCUCAAGUCAUCUUAAAUUUCCGGCGCAAAAGUGUUGUAGGUUUGAACUUUGAUUUUGUGGUGCUUAAUUUGACGAAGCACUCCUCCUACUUGAUCUACAAUGUUUGUCUCUACUUUAGCCCCGCCAUUCAGAAACAGUACUUUCAGAAGUACGGCUUUAAUCAGAUGAUUCCUGUGGCUGCAAACGAUGUGGCGUUUUCUAUACAUGCUGUUCUAUUGACAGCGACCACCUUGUUGCAAGUUGCAAUAUAUGAACGUGGAGUCCAAAAAGUCUCUAGGAUAUCUCUAGCAAUUGUAUCUGCUGUAUGGUUAUCUGCCGCAGUUUGUUUCUUUGUAGCUCUGCCUAACCAUUCUUGGCUUUGGCUUAUAAACAUCUUUAACUCAAUUCAAGUGUUUAUGACACUCAUCAAGUAUACUCCCCAGGUGGUGAUGAACUUUAGGCGAAAGAACACAGAUGGAUUCAGCAUUGGAUAUGUAUUUUUUGAUUUUUCUGGAGGGUGUACAAGUUAUACUCAGAUGAUUGUGCAGUCUAUUGAUCAAAAUUCUUGGGUUAACUUCUAUGGAAAUCUAGGGAAGACAUUGUUAUCUUUGGUGUCUGUAUCAUUUGACCUUGUAUUCAUGUGUCAACAUUAUUUGUUAUAUCCGGCCAAGCAAGCAGCAGUAGUCGCUCCUGAACUCAAGAAAGAGGUUUCAGAGCCACUUCUGAAGUCGUCUGAUCACCCUGAACUAGAAAAUGUAUAACGCUAGCAAAGUGCAAGGUGUAAUUUGUGAUGAAGUGACCUAUGAUAUUGUUGAGGAUAAUCACUUGUUUAAUAAAACAUUCUCAGCUCAUAUGAAUGGGAUGAUUCAUAUUGUAUCUUUAAAAAGGAAGGAGACAAUUUACACACAGCAGAAAUAAAAUCCUGCAUUCAAGCAGUUAUGGAA